Molecule: messenger RNA, 1624 nt
Organism: Arvicanthis niloticus (Nile rat)
Lineage: Eukaryota; Metazoa; Chordata; Mammalia; Rodentia; Muridae
Source: RefSeq, a predicted model, not a curated record
AGAACCUUAUUCCUAGGAAACGCCAGAGGUCAUAACCAGGCCAACAAGAAAUGGUUUGUGCCACGUGGAAGGUGAUUGUUUCAUUGAUCCUGUUCAUGGUCAGCCCUGGUGAUGGACUGUUUCACUCCAUAUACCGAAGUAUUCUCGUUUCCCAGUCAUUCAAGGGGAAUGCAGGAAAGCCUCUAUUUCUUAGCCCCUACAUCAAAACUGGAAAGAUCAAGGAGGGGCAAAGGAAGAGUAUGGUCAGUCCUUUCCCUGGGAUGUAUGACAAGAGUUAUGCCGGCUACAUCACGGUGAACCAGACUUACAACAGCAACCUCUUCUUCUGGUUCUUUCCGGCUCGGAUACAGCCUGAAGAUGCCCCAGUAGUCCUCUGGCUUCAGGGUGGUCCUGGAGGCUCAUCCAUGUUUGGACUCUUUGUAGAACACGGGCCUUAUAUUAUCACGAGUAACAUGACUGUUCUCGCCAGAGACUUCCCUUGGACCUUCACCUUUUCCAUGCUUUACAUCGAUAAUCCGGUGGGUACAGGCUUCAGCUUCACUGAUCAUUUCCGGGGAUACGCCAGCAACGAGGACGAUGUAGCUCAAGACUUGUACAGCGCGCUGAUUCAGUUUUUCAAGUUAUUUCCUGAGUACUCGAAGAAUGACUUCUAUGUCACUGGCGAGUCUUAUGCAGGGAAAUACGUUCCGGCCAUAGCAUACUAUAUCCACUCUCUCAACCCCAGGCGGGAGUUCAAGAUCCACCUGAAAGGAAUUGCCAUUGGAGACGCAUAUACUGAUCCUGAAUCGAUUAUAGGAGGGUAUGCGGCAUUCCUAUAUGAAAUUGGCUUGUUGGAUGAACAGCAGCGAAAGCACUUCCAGAGGCAGUGUAGCAAGUGCAUAAGAUACAUCAAAGAGCAGGAGUGGAUGAAGGCCCUUGAAAUCCUGGACAAGCUGUUGGAUGGAGAUAUAACAACUGGUCCAUCUUUCUUCCAGAAUGUGACAGGAUGCACCAAUUACUACAACAUUUUACAGUGCACGGAACCUGAGGACCAAACUUACUUUGCAAAAUUCUUGUCGCUCCCACAAGUGAGACAAGCCAUCCACGUGGGAAACCAGAACUUCAGUGACGGUGCUGUGGUUGAGAGGUACCUGCGAGAGGACACGGUGAAGUCAGUGAAACCCUGGCUAACUGAGAUCAUGAACUACUACAAGGUUCUCAUCUACAAUGGCCAACUGGACAUCAUCGUGGCAGCUUCCCUGACAGAACGCUCCUUGAUGACCAUGGACUGGAAGGGAUCCCGAGCAUACAAAAGGACACGUAGAAAGGUCUGGAAGAUCUUCAAAUCUGACAAUGAAGUGGCAGGUUAUGUGCGGCGCGUGGGUAAAUUCCACCAGGUAAUCGUCCGAGGUGGAGGACACAUUUUGCCCUAUGACCAGCCAAUGAGAUCUUUUGAUAUGAUCAAUCGUUUCAUCUAUGACAGAGGAUGGGAACCUUAUAAUUCAUAAGCUACAUUCCAGAAACAGGAGUCUUAAUCACAAAAGAAUGUUGUUUUAAGAAAACCAAAGAUGUCAUGUAAAUUAAAAAUGCCUUUAAAAAAAAUAUUUUCAAGGUACUUUUUAACCAAUAAAAGUUUCCCUGAAAC